AGAGGGAAAGUCAAAUGAUCCAAAAGAUGAUGAACAAACACGUGAAUCUUUCAGGAUUAAACUGGAUCAUUAUUUUUAAAAUGAGAGUCUGUGUUACUUUGCGCAUUCCUCUUUCAUUUCAUGUUCAUAGAAGAAAUAUUUCCGAGUGUGUUUCCAGCACCAAGUUCAUUGUUUUCACUGGACAAAACAAAAAGUGUGUGUUUGUGUCCCAGGGGAAACAUUCAUUUAAAAAAACGUUUAAAAAGAACAAAAAUGUGUUCACAAAUGUUACAGUUCAUAUACAGGCAUUUGUCAUUCUUGAUCAUUUGUGUUUCAAUCUGAAAAAUGUAUGUAAUAAAUUAGACUUUCUGACAAUUUAUCUCAUGCAGGCAGCUGUAAAAAUGCAGUCAGUCUUUAGAAGAAGAAUUCAGUGCAUGACCGGAUCAUACUACCUUCGCCCCCCCAUCCCCAGAAGGAAAUGUGAUGUUAUGUGAUGGGAUCACGCGGGAGUUAGAAAAUCCGGGGAGUCAUGCGCUAAUCCGGUAUUUAAGGUGGACGCUCCGCUGCUUUUUGGGAAACAGGGGUCUGUGCGCGAGGGAGAGGAAGUUUUUAAACGCACUCAUCAGUGGACAGAGGUGAUGCGCGUUCAUUUCAACUGAAAGCUCAGCUGAAGUGCAUCAAGGUAGAUAAAUAUCCUUUUGGUAAAACUUUUGCCAGCCGUGCGUAAAACUCGACUCUUUUGGGAUAAUGUGGCAAAGCUGCGUUUUGGUGCUUGUGGGCGCGGCGGUCGUGGUCGCUCAGUUCCCCAGAGAGUGUGUGACCCCUGCGGGGCUCUUGAGCGGACAGUGCUGCCCGUCGCCGUCCGGACUCGACAACGACCCGUGUGGCUUCGCCGAGGGCCGCGGAGAGUGCGUGUCCAUCACGGCUGACGCGCGGCCGCACGGGCCCCAGUAUCCCCACGACGGCCGGGACGACCGGGAGAGGUGGCCCAUCCGUUACUUCAACCGCACCUGUCAGUGUAACGGGAACUUCAGCGGCUUUAACUGCGGCCGCUGCAGACACGGAUGGACCGGAGCCAACUGUGACGAGAGGGUUUCUGUCGUGAGGAGAAACGUGAUGCAGCUCAGCUCGGACCAGAAGCGUGCGUUCGUGAGCGCGCUGGACCAGGCCAAGCGCACGGUGCACCCGGACCUGGUGAUCGCCACGCGGCGCCACGCGGAGAUCCUGGGGCCCGACGGGAACACGGUGCAGUUCGAGAACAUCACCAUCUACAACUACUUCGUGUGGACCCACUACUACUCCGUCAGCAAGACGUUCCUGGGCACGGGGCAGGCGAGCUUCGGCGGAGUGGACUUCUCGCACGAGGGCCCCGGGUUCGUGACCUGGCACAGGUACCACCUGCUGCAGCUGGAGCGCGACAUGCAGGAUAUGCUCCAGGACCCCUCCUUCGCCCUGCCCUACUGGAACUUUGCCAUCGGUGGGAGCACAUGUGACAUCUGCACCGACGACCUGAUGGGCGCCAGGAGCAGCUUCGACAUGAACUCCCUGAGCGCCAACUCCAUCUUCGCCCAGUGGAGGGUCAUCUGCGAGAGCGUGGAGGACUACGACACGCUGGGAACCAUCUGCAACAGCACUGAGACCGCUCCCAUCCGAAGGAACCCAGCGGGGAACGUGAACAGGCCGAUGGUGCAGCGGCUCCCGGAGCCCCAGGAUGUGGCGGACUGUCUGCAGGUCAACGCCUUCGACACGGCGCCGUACUACUCCACCUCCUCCGAAAGCUUCAGGAACACGGUUGAAGGCUACAGCGCCCCCAAGGGGAACUAUGACCCCGCGGUCCGGAGCCUCCACAACCUGGCCCAUCUCUUCCUGAACGGCACAGGGGGGCAGACCCACCUCUCGCCCAACGACCCCAUCUUCGUGCUGCUCCACACCUACACCGACGCCAUCUUUGACGAAUGGCUGAGGAGACAGACUUGUGGGCUAACUUGUGUUUUCCUGUCAGGUUCUGCCACAUACCCGGAGGAAAACGCCCCCAUCGGUCACAACAGGGGCUACAACAUGGUGCCCUUCUGGCCUCCAGUGACGAACGCCGAGAUGUUCGUGAUGGCCCCGGAAAAUCUGGGUUACUCCUACGAAGCCCAAUGGCCAGGUCAACCCUUCACCACGACAGAAAUCAUCACCAUGGCCAUCGUGGCCGCCCUCGUGGUGGUCGCGGUCGUCUUCGCAGCCACCACGUGUGCCGUGCGCGCCCGCUCCAGGACGGAGGGCCACCAGCCGCUGCUCAGCGACCAGUACCAGCGCUACGACGACGUCAAGAGCCAGUCGGUGGUUUAA
Pleuronectes platessa (European plaice) is the source of this 2313-nucleotide messenger RNA. RefSeq names its product 5,6-dihydroxyindole-2-carboxylic acid oxidase. Gene Ontology annotation, biological process: melanocyte differentiation; melanosome organization. The record is from RefSeq and is a predicted model, not a curated record. Bases 727 to 2313 code for a protein of 528 amino acids. NCBI's taxonomy places the organism in Eukaryota, Metazoa, Chordata, Actinopteri, Pleuronectiformes, Pleuronectidae. The transcript has 7 exons. Gene Ontology annotation, molecular function: oxidoreductase activity. Gene Ontology annotation, cellular component: melanosome.